Molecule: messenger RNA, 3186 nt
Organism: Aspergillus sclerotioniger CBS 115572
Lineage: Eukaryota; Fungi; Ascomycota; Eurotiomycetes; Eurotiales; Aspergillaceae
Product: putative PAB1 binding protein (Pbp1)
Exons: 5
Coding region: 1-3186 (1061 amino acids)
Biological process (GO): cytoplasmic stress granule assembly
Cellular component (GO): cytoplasmic stress granule
Molecular function (GO): RNA binding
Source: RefSeq, a predicted model, not a curated record
AUGGCUUCUACCGUCAAUUCGAUGCCGGCUGCCAACAAUGCGUCUGGCAAUGCCGCAAAUGCGCAAAAUCCCGGAGCUCGACCUUCUUUGAGAUCCAGUGCCAAUCCUAAAGCGUCGGAGGGGGGCCGGCGCCAGUCCGGCAGCCCUCUCGAGGGCGGGCAGAGGCGCAGUAAUUCCCAGAAGGCUUGGUCUCACGGCACAAACCCAAUCACUCAACGGGUCUCAUACGCACAGCAGAACGGCAACAUGUCCCACAAACAAUCUGCCUCUCCUCGGGCUACGUCCAAGGAGUCAAACACUCCCGACAACCACGCACACGACCGCCUUGUUUUCCUGCUUACGAGUUUUAUUGGUUUAAACGCUACCAUUACGACCAGAAACGGGGAGAAAUUCACGGGAAUCUUUUCUUCCUCGUCGCUCGAACCUAGUGACUCCUCAUUCGUACUUAAAAUGGUGCAACGACCACCUAAGUCGGAUCAGAACAAAGCAAACGGAGCGAGCGAGGCUUCGAGCCCAUUCAUGGGGUCGGCCCCGGACCAUAGCAUGUCCUUUGACGUCAAGGAUGUGGUCGACAUAUCGGUCCCGAACGUCACCACUGCCGACGUUACGGCCAAAAGCUCGAAUGGGACUCCUGUAGGGUUCAGAACGGAUACUGACAUUUCCGGAAAUCUUGCGAUUCGUGAAAGAACUUUGAAGCGAUGGGAACCAGCGGCGGACACGGAUGUCGACCUAUCACUCGAAACGACAAACAACCAGACUGGAUGGGACCAGUUCGAGGCGAAUGCCAGACUCUUCGGUGCUACUAGCAGUUACGAUGAGAACAUAUACACCACUCGAAUUGAUCGAUCUGAUCCCACCUACAAGCAGAAAGAAGCCGACGCUGCUCGCAUUGCCCGUGAGAUCGAAGGCACUACGGCGGAUAAUGCACAUGUCCGAGAGGAGAGAGGAUUGGUAUCUAUGGAUGAUGUUGAUGAGGAGGCCAAAUACAGCGGUGUCCGCCGCGAUGAGAAGGACUUCCCCCCGCUUGUGUCGGGCCAGCCGAACAAGUACACCCCACCGGCGCGUCGACAAAAUGCCGCUCAAUCCGCCGCCAUGGCCACGGGCGCCACUGCAAGCGCUAUCAAACAAGCUCCGGCUGCGCCCAAAGAGGCUGCCGCCGCAGGACCGCCGAAGGAGAACGGACAGGUCCAGGCUCAAACCGCACCCACCAGUGUUGCUACAAGCUCUAGUGCUGAUGCGGAGCAGAAACCUGCAUUGUCCAAGACCCCUACUGGCGCCACAGGAUCGGCUCCUGGAAAUGCCACCUCAAACGUGGAGGCUGAGGUGCUGGAUUCCUUCCGUCAGUUCGCACACAGUGAGAAGGCGAAAUUACAAGAACGCCGUCGCAACCAGGCCACGUAUGAUCGAACGAUCAAGUUGAAUGAAUUGAUGAGGUUCUCGAAGAGCUUCAAGCUGGCAACGCCCGUGCCUAAGGAUCUAGUGCCAAUUUUAGCCAAAGAUCCGCACAAGCAAGAGGAGAUUAUUCAAAGAGCCCAGCAACAUGCCGAGGAGAAAAUAGUGCCCAAGGCUUCGGCGAGCACUGAACAGAAGCCCGCUGCUCGUGUAUCUGGAGCUUCUCGCCAGGAAAGCGGAACCGUGCUGCCUGCCACGCAGUCUGACCGCUCGAAUUAUCCUCGGGGUCGUCAAAUGUUUCCCCCAACCGGUCCGCAUGCAGGGCCUGGUGGGCGACUUCCACAGCAGGCUGUGCACCAGGGUCGUCAAGCUACCGGUAUGCUCGGUCAUCGUUUAGCAGAUAACAUUCAGCAGCGGAAGGGAGCUGCCGUUGGGGCUGUUCCGGCUCCAUUGCCUAUCCAUGAUGUUCGCAUUCCCCCGGCCGGCCCAGCUGGGGACCAGCCUGCUGUUACCAGCCCGAAUAAGUCACAAACACCAACCUCGGCCUUGUCGACCAAGUUUAAUGUGAGAGCUCUGGAGUUCAAGCCGAACCCCGCCGCAAGCACUUUCACUCCCGGUGCUUCAUCCACCUCGUCGCCAUUCACUAGAGGACGCUCUGUCUCGCGGGCCACCAGCCCCUCGUUGUUCUUCGGUGCGAAAAAGCCAAGACCGAUCUCUGAAAGACCUUCUCUCAACAACCAAUUUAACCCAAUCAAACGCAUGAAGAAAGAAGGCACGGAGCAGGGUGACAAGGGAUACACCUUCAAUGGAGGCAUUCCUCCUGCUUAUAAGACCCCCCCUACGUGGGAUGUGUCUGCUGGGAACGAGGAGAAGGAUUAUUUGCAAAUGUUCAAAUCCCCCGCCUCUGUGCCAGCGAUUUCCCCUCAGAGCCGCUCUGCGUCGAAUCCACAACUCCCCCAUCCGCCACAGAUGCCAUUUCAAUUCCCUCAGACGACUCCGGGAAUCCCUCCCACUACUGGCCCACCGCAUGGGCCUCAUCUGCACCCUCAGCAGCAUCAUAGUUCCGGCCCACCGCACUUCGACGAUCCCCACCGUAUGCAGAUGUCUGCCUCGACCUCGCAGAUGUUCCCAUCCCCGAGAUUGCAGCAUGGCUACCCAUCCCCUAUGGCACCACAUGCGCAGCUGGCGUUUGGACAGGGCAUGCCACAGUUCUUCGUUAACCAGGGUGCCCCACAGCCUGCACACAUGAGACAUUAUCCAGGCGGCCCACAAUUCGUGAACCCACAAACGGCCAUGGGUGCUCCCAUGAUGGUUCAGCAGCCGUCUAGCGGACCUUACAUGGGUGUUCCUCAGGGCGUAGCCCCUUAUACGCCCCAGAUGCAGAUGUAUUCCCCCAAUCCUAGCCACGCUUAUCCUCAGCAUGUGCCUCCGCCCCAGCCUCAUAGUGGCUACCCGAGUCCCAGUCGAGGUGCACCUAUGAUGAUGCACCAGAACUCUCAGCCAGGUCAGCCCCCGCAACCCGUCAUGUUCAUGUCACCUGGGCAGCAUGGGCAGCCCGUGUAUCCUGCUCAACAGCCGGCACACAUGCCUCCCGUCCGCGGAAACUAUCCUCAGCAACAACCGCACUUCCAGUCAAGUCCCCAUCAAGUGCACCAUUACCCACCUCACCAGCAUCGGACACCUAGCAGUGGUUAUAACCAGAUGCCCCAGAUCCCCCCUCAAAUGGCUGCUCAACCUGCAGCUGCUGGCGCAUCUGGUCCUCAACCGCAAGAGGCUGCAGAUGAAGUGAAAUGA